Molecule: messenger RNA, 579 nt
Organism: Propithecus coquereli (Coquerel's sifaka)
Lineage: Eukaryota; Metazoa; Chordata; Mammalia; Primates; Indriidae
Exons: 7
Coding region: 1-579 (192 amino acids)
Source: RefSeq, a predicted model, not a curated record
AUGGGCUCUCACCCCGUAACCAGCAGCCUUCCCCCCAUAACCAGCAGCUCUCACCCUGUAACCAGCAGCCUUCCCCCCGUAACCAGCAGCUCUCACCCUGUAACCAACCAGCAGCCCUCACCCCGUAACCACAGCCCUCACCCUAUAACUAGCAGCACUCACCCUGUAACCAGCAGCCUUCCCCCCAUAACCAGCAGCUCUCACCCUAUAACCAGCAGCCUUCCCCCCAUAACCAGCAGCUCUCACCCCGGUGACGUGCCAGCAUGGCCGGAGGAGGAGCUGUGGGUGGUGCAGGUGAGCCCGCGGGUGAGCGGCCUGGGCCGCUGCCGUGCACCUGGGCGUGCGUCCACCCAGCAGAGACAAGCUCGGAGCCGGCCCCUGGUGUCUCCCAGCACAGGACAGGAGGGCAGCAGUGGCCUGAACCUGGAGCCACCCUCAGCCACACUAGGAUGCUUGGUGUCAGUUCAAGCGCACGAGGAGGAACAGGUAUGGACGCCAAGUGAUCAUCUGGAGACGGGGCACAAGGCGUCAGGGCGGAUCACGCGCAGCAAAGGGCAGCGGCGCUUACCUCCCGGGUAA